Messenger RNA from Strongylus vulgaris, 264 nucleotides. The record is from the annotation of a GenBank genome assembly. NCBI's taxonomy places the organism in Eukaryota, Metazoa, Nematoda, Chromadorea, Rhabditida, Strongylidae.
CAUCGACAGGACACAUUUUCGCGAACAAUCUCUGCGCAAUCGCUUCCAGUUAGCAAUCGACUCGAUGACUUAUCAGAGCUGAGCAUAUAUGACAGAACAUUACAUAUGUUGGCAGUUGAUCCAAUAUAUCAAAAAGAGGUAGCUCUUGGAAAGCGUAUAGGUUUCUAUCGACUUGGUAAGGAACUUGGAGCCGGAAAUUUUUCGAAAGUAAAAUUAGGAAUACAUGUUCUUACCAAAGUUGUCACGCAAGAGAAACUUAGUUGA